Messenger RNA from Octopus bimaculoides (California two-spot octopus), 2712 nucleotides. RefSeq names its product N-acyl-phosphatidylethanolamine-hydrolyzing phospholipase D. Lineage: Eukaryota; Metazoa; Mollusca; Cephalopoda; Octopoda; Octopodidae. Gene Ontology annotation, cellular component: membrane-bounded organelle; cytoplasm. Gene Ontology annotation, molecular function: N-acylphosphatidylethanolamine-specific phospholipase D activity; zinc ion binding. The record is from RefSeq and is a predicted model, not a curated record. Gene Ontology annotation, biological process: N-acylethanolamine metabolic process; N-acylphosphatidylethanolamine metabolic process.
GUCCCUUGUUAAGCUGGCAACGUCUAGUUAAGAUGUUUGUCUUAGCAACCAUGUGCUUCCGGGUUUCAAUCUCAUGAGACGGCAUCUUGUAAAAGCGUAAUCUCACAACAGCUUUGGGUCGGCCUAUCGACUUGUGACUAGAUUUUCCCCUCGGUCGAGCAUCUAGACUUGACUGGGUACGUUCCAGUUGUGGUCAACACAUCUGUUUUGUACAUUGGGGACUGAUUUUCCACUCAGCAGGUGGUGUUGUGUGACCUCAGAUUCAUCUUUAAGUCUAAACUACGUCCUGUCGCAAACUGCUUGACAUUUGAAGACAUCGACGAUACAAUGGCUACAAGUUCCGCAGACAAACUUUUUAAGCCAGUGUACAAGAAUGGCGUUUAUGAUAACCCUUUUCCGACAUGGAGGAACAUCAGUUACUUGGAUGUUAUCAAGUGGCUUGUAAUAACCAAGGAUAAUAGCAAUAUACCCAACAAAGAGGUCCUUGACCAGACUCUGCCUGUUAUCACUCCUGAUCUCCAAGAACUUGCUGAUCCACCAAAAGAAGGUAUUCGCUACAUGUGGCUUGGACAUGCAACCACACUGGUGCAAUUAGAUGGGGUUACCAUACUCACUGACCCGGUCUUCAGCGAUCGGUGUUCAUUCGUUCAGUUUGUGGGGCCAAAGCGCUUUCGUCCCUUGCCCCUGAGGGUAAAAGACCUGCCUCGAGUGGACGUCGUCCUCAUCAGCCACAAUCACUAUGACCACCUCGACUACGGCUCUGUCGUGGCCCUGCGUGAAAAGUUUGGUGCGAAGCUCACCUGGUUUGUGCCGGCUGGCAACGGCAAGUGGAUGCGGGAAAACGGGGGCUGCAAGAACAUCAGAGAGCUGAGCUGGUGGGAGAGCUCAGAGGUGCCGGACCACCCGGAGGUGCGCAUCGUGUGUACCCCAUGUCAGCAUUGGAGUAGGAGGGGAGUCAACGACACCAACAAGGCCCUGUGGAGCAGCUGGAGUGUGCUGGGACCAACCCAGAAGUACUUCUUUACAGGGGACACAGGCUACUGUGCAGCAUUCAAGCAAAUUGGGGCAGAAUAUGGUCCCUUUUCUCUUGCUGCUAUCCCUAUAGGCUCCUUUGAACCAAGGUGGAUGAUGAGGCCCCAACAUGUUGAUCCUGGUGAAGCUGUGUUGAUACACCAAGAUAUUCAAUCAAAACAAUCAUUUGGUAUCCACUGGGGCACUUUCAAGUUGGCUAACGAGUUCUACUUGGCACCAAAGAAGAAGCUGAAAUCAGAACUGGAAUCAAAGAAGGUUUCUGAGACUGAGUUUUUCACUGUGAAGCAUGGAGAGAUACGUUACGUGACAGCAGAACCUUAGGAAGACAGCGACCUAAAGGUCAUAUAUAUAUAUAUAUAUAUAUAUAUAUAUAUAUACACUAUAAGGACUUCUGAGGGAGACAGGGGUCAAAGGUCAUACGCACUCUGUUAUGACUUUUCCGACAGAAAAAAGGUCGGUCCUUUACAUUACAGGAUUGUGUUUCAGGGAGGCAGGAGUCAAAGGUCAUAUAUAUGGCUUCUUGGGAAGGAAGGGGUUAAAAGUCACAUGUACUAUGGGGUCAGAGGUCAUUUACACUUUAUGAAGGCUUCAUGAGAAGACAGGGCUCAGAAGUCAUGUAUACUACAUGGGAACACAUGCAUAUGAGUCUGUGUGUACAUGUGAGUCUGCAUGCAUGUGACUGUGCGUGCUUGUGAGUCUUUGUACAUGUGACUCUGUGCAUGCUUGUGAGUUUGCAUGUAUGUGAGUCUGUGUGUGUGUGUGUAUGAGUGUGGAGGAAUAUAUGUGUAUUCGUAUGUGUAUAUGAGCAUAUGUACAUAGGUGUGUGUAUGUAUAAUACAUUACUGUUUGUAUUUAUAUGUAAGGACAACCAAACAUAGUUGAAGAAUUGCCCUGUAUAUUGAAGUAAAAUAUCACAUAAAGAGAAAAGUUGACAGUGACUUCAAAGUAUUCUCUCAGUUACUUUUAUUGAACUGUCUAGUAAAGACAACUAGCUUUGAAACUUUGAAGUCCCUGUCAAUCUUUCAAAUUAAAAAAAAUAAUAAUGUAUAUAUAAUAAUAUGUAAUAUAUAAUAAUAUAUAUAUAUAUAUAUAUAUAUAUAUUAGCAUAUAUAAUAUAUAUAAUAAUAAUAUAUAAUAUACUAUGAUAUAUAUAUAGUGAUAUAUAAUUUAUAUAUAAAUAAUAUAUAUAAUAAUAAAUAAUAACAAAAUAAUAUUUAAUGAUAUAUAAAUAACAUAUAUAAUAUAUGACAUAACAUGUACAUGUAGGUAUAUAUAUAUAUGUGUGUGUGUGUGUGUAUAUAUACCAGCGUAAUAUAUAAUGAUACAUAUAUAUAUAAUAUAAUUUAUAUAUAAUAACAUAAUAAUAUUUAUAUAUAAUAACAUAAUAAUAUUUAUAAAUAACAUAUAUAAUAAUAUUUAAUAAUAUGUAAUAAUAUAUAUAAUAAUAUAUGAUAUAUAACAUGUACACGUAGGUGUGUAUAUAUAUAUGUGUGUGUAUAUACAGCGGAGUAAGCACAUAAAUGUGCAACAAGGUGUAAAAAAGAGUACUCAAUUACCAGAGGUAGAGUAAUAUGCUUUAUUUAAAAGCAGCAGAAAUAUAACAAAAAGCUUUUGUUGUAUAUUUCUGCUGCUUUUAAAUAAAGCAUGUGUGUGUGUGUCUAUGUAUAUAUAUAUAUAUAU